This is a messenger RNA of Baudoinia panamericana UAMH 10762, 2148 nucleotides long. RefSeq lists its product as uncharacterized. The transcript has 3 exons. Gene Ontology annotation, biological process: Mo-molybdopterin cofactor biosynthetic process. Gene Ontology annotation, molecular function: 4 iron, 4 sulfur cluster binding; cyclic pyranopterin monophosphate synthase activity; GTP 3',8'-cyclase activity. NCBI's taxonomy places the organism in Eukaryota, Fungi, Ascomycota, Dothideomycetes, Mycosphaerellales, Teratosphaeriaceae. Bases 1 to 2148 code for a protein of 715 amino acids. The record is from RefSeq and is a predicted model, not a curated record.
AUGGCAAGCAGAGUGACAAGCCAAGGCCUAAGACGGGUAGCGAGACAGGCCCAAUGUUCGCCUUCAGAGGCAAGGCGAACCAUAGCUUCGGUGGCGGCAACAUCGUCCGCGUAUCAGGAACCGGUCCCUCCAGUACAUGAUAUCUAUGCGCCUCCACCACCACCAGUCCCAUCACCAGCGCAACCUCCGUCUCAGACCGCUCGUAAGCGGAGCAUCCAGGAGGCCAAACCCUUCAGCGACUUCCUUACCGACACCUUCUCACGGCAACACGACUACCUUCGCAUCUCCGUGACGGAGCGCUGCAAUCUGCGAUGCCUGUAUUGUAUGCCCGAGGAGGGGAUCCAGUUGUCGCCGAGCAAGGAGCUCCUAACAAGUGCAGAGAUCUUCUACCUGAGCCAGCUCUUUGUCAAUCAGGGUGUAAGCAAGAUCCGUCUAACUGGUGGCGAGCCGACGGUAAGGAAGGACAUCGUGCCCUUGAUGCAGCGGAUAGGCAGCCUCAGGAGCGCUGGUCUGAAAGAGCUGGCGCUGACCACAAAUGGCAUUACACUGCAUCGGAAACUGGACGCCAUGGUCGAAGCUGGCCUGACCGGCGUCAACAUCAGCUUGGACACUCUUGAUCGCUUUCAGUUCCAGAUCCUCACCCGAAGAUCUGGGUUCGAUGCGGUGAUGAAGAGCAUUCAGCGAGUACAGGAGCUGAACCGGCUGGGCGCAGGCAUCAAAUUGAAGAUCAACUGCGUAGUCAUGCGUGGCCUUAACGACCAUCAGAUCUUACCGUUUGUCGACAUGACCCGAGAGCAAGACGUUGAAGUGCGCUUUAUUGAGUACAUGCCUUUCGACGGUAACAAGUGGUCGGAGAACAAGAUGUUGCCGUAUGCAGAUAUGCUCAACGUUAUUCGCUCGAAGUACCCGGACAUCUCGCGGUUAAAGGGAGCCAGGAACGAUACGUCAAAGACGUGGCAAGUACCUGGCUUCACCGGCCGAGUCGGCUUCAUCACCAGCAUGACGCACAACUUCUGCGGCACAUGCAACAGGUUGCGAAUCACAUCCGAUGGAAACCUGAAGGUGUGUCUCCACGGUGAUGACGAGGUCUCGUUGCGCGACCUUUUGCGUAGCGAUAACGAUGGCACGCCAAUGGAUGAAGAGGCCUUCGAAGCAGUCCGACAACUGGAACUGGAUCGUCGGAAACAUGGUGUCUUGCGCCAAGACGGCUGGAUCAGCAAAGAGCUGCAGUUGCUGGAAGUGAUUGGCUCGGCUGUGAAGCGUAAAAAGGAGAAGCACGCUGGCAUAGGGGAGCUGGAGAAUAUGAAGAACAGGCCAAUGAUCUUGAUCGUAUCUCCAUUCUCAAGAUGGUCUCGUGUCCCAACGCCGAUAUCAUGGUCGAGGCAAGAGCUCAUGCACCGUACCCCGACAUACCUUCUACGUCAUCCUGGUUUUGUGGGACAGUCACGGCUGUUUUCGAGCACUGCACAUACACGUUCGCCAUCUUCUGAUGAUGACGUGAACGGUAAACUUACCCAUGUCACCUCAAGCGGCGAGGCGCACAUGGUAGACGUUGGCGCGAAGGCUGCCACGAAGCGUAUCGCCAUCGCAGUCGGCUUUGUGUCGUUCAGUAACUCAGAGCCUCUACAACUGAUCAUGGAAAACAACAACAAGAAAGGUGACGUCCUCGCCGUCGCUCGGAUUGCAGGCAUCAUGGCGGCGAAGCGGACCUCGGACCUGAUCCCGCUCUGCCACCCCCUGGCUAUCAGUAAAGUGGAGCUCGACGUGAAACUCCUCGCGCCGAAUCUGAAGCUUUAUACCUGGGCCCUGGGAAUGGCGAAGACUAGUUAUGAGCAUGGCGCGGUCAGCGUCGAGGCCCGGGUGGAGUGCGUAGGCCCUACAGGCGUGGAGAUGGAGGCUUUAUGCGCAGCAACAGGCGCGUUACUGACCGUCUAUGACAUGUGCAAAGCGGUAGAUAAGUCGAUGGUGGUUAGUGGGUGCCAUGUCACCUACAAAAGCGGCGGCAAGAGCGGUACGUGGGUGCGAUAUAACUGGGCGAGCCACAAGGGCCAAGCCUGGUUCGAGCAACAAGGCUUGGAGUGGGUGCCUCAGCAGGAAGGGAAGGGUGAGAAGGAUGGGAAAGGUCAGAGCAAUGAGAAAGAGACAUGA